CGUGAAAAUCUUUGGGGGAGACGAUCGCCGAUCACCUCUCGGUUCGUACAGCCCUGCGACAUUACCACCACACGACACCGCGGUGCGGCCACGUAGAACGGUAUAGCGCGACGUGAAUCGUAAAUUCUGUGGUUCACGUACGACAUACGACACGACUUUACGUGGGAUUAUCGUGGCGAGCGAGUCAUACAUACGGUCUUCGGAGUCAGCUCGAGUCGUGCGUCGUGCGGCGCCUCUAUUCGGCAUCAUUAAUCAUUUUAGUCUGCGACUCUUCGCCGAUCGGCAGUCGCUGUCGCUAUCGCUGUCGUUUCCGUAUCAUAUCGAGACGCGUCGUCAGCGAACGUAUUCGCGUAGCACGCGUACGCGUUUACGUAUACGUAUAUAGUUAUAGCGAGAAGUCGGGGACACCGUCAUUCGAUCGGCGCGCGACCUCUCGUUCGCGUUAACCUCUCGUCUUCCUCGGCGGCCUCUUCUCGCUCGCUUUCGUCAAGAUGGCCGAGAAGAGCGGCACGCCGGCUGCUGCGACCACUCAGGAACAGCUGCCGCCGCAGCAGUUUCUGUCGAGCUUCAUCAGCGAGAUCGUCAAGAGCCCGAUAAAUCUCGCCCUGGUGGGCGUGAUCGCCAUCCUCGUCUACAAGAUCGUCAAGAGCCGCACGAAGACCGAGGAGCCCGUGCAGGAGGUGAAGAAGUUGCCCAAGCUGCGACGCGACUUCACGAUCGAGGAACUGACCAAGUACGACGGCAAAGGCCCGGACGGCCGGAUACUGGUCGCUGUCAACGGCAGCGUGUACGACGUCACCAGAGGCUCCAAGUUUUACGGCCCUGGUGGACCAUAUGAAGCAUUUGGUGGUCGAGAUGCUAGCAGGGCACUAGCAAGAUUUGCAGUAGAUGCAGCGACAGAUAAAUAUGAUGAUUUAAGCGACUUGAAUACUACAGAAAUGAAUUCUAUCAAGGAAUGGGAAGAACAAUUUAAAGAGAGGUAUGAUUACGUCGGAAAAUUAUUAAAGCCUGGCGAAGCACCCACAAAUUAUUCGGACGAAGAAGAUGAGGGUAGCCAACAAGAGACUGAAACAAAAUCGGAGAGCUUUGAAACGGAAACAAAAACGGAUCAUAGUGAGAUUGCGGGAAAAUCAAAGAGCGAUUGACCACAUUGUACAUUGGAGGCAGAACUUUUUCGAAAGCACAUUACGCACACACUGUUGUUACAGAAAUUUUUGAAAUUAUCGCUCAUGAAUAUAUUUCUGGACGUUCAACCGAAUAUUUUAUUACUUCAUAACGAUAAUCGAAUAAAAAGGCGAAAUACUGGCUUUUAAUGGAGUUGGAAGUACAUAAACAUUUUGAAAAAAGCUGGUGGUUACAUGCAAAGACUUUAUUUGAACAUCUAACUUCUGAUCAGAAUGGAUGUUCUCUCGUGUCUUUUAAUGUUUUUAUAUAUGUACAAAAAAUUUUCUACAGAUUGCUAAGCUAAAUCAAUGGCAAGUAACAAAAUAGUAUAUAUUCCAUUGUAAAUGUUUUUCAUUGAAUUAGUUGUAUCCUAUUGUGCGAUGUGUGUGCAGUAACAAUACACAUUGUAUAUCCAUAUGAGAAUAGCAGUACGAUAAAGUUUCUGAUAUGCAUUUGGAGUUUUAGCUUUAAGUUUAUCUAUGGAAUAUCUUUAUGCCGUGUUUAGGCAACUCCAUGAUUUAAAAAAGUUACAGCACUGAAUCAUCAUACAUUCAAAACAUACAUUUUAAAGCCACUCGCUUGUGAAUAAAUUUCCGAUUACCACUUAUUAAUUGGAUAAAGCAUUAAUAUUUAGUUAUAUAUUUAUGUUAUAUUUUUAAUAUAAUUGAGCCUCUCAAAUUUAUAAUUAUUGCAUGCUAAAAAGUCUAGCCUCACAAUAUAGAAAGCUUUUUCUCAUUUAUGUCAAAUGAAGAGAGUAAUUUCAAAUUGUAUAUUUUUUAUGCAAAACUUUUAAUUGCUAAAACAGUACUAAAAACCGGGUGUAUAAAAUGCAUAUUAAAUAAUAAUUUUUUUAGCGAUAUAUAAUUUUGUUAUAGCUACAAGAAAGUACAGUAUACUGUAUUUGCAUACUUCCGUGUAAUGUUAUCUCUCAAUAGAGAGACACAAAUACUACAGAGUAUCAACUUAUUAACACUAUUUGAUGAUUUGUUCACUACAAUAAAAUAAAAGCAUGGUUUUGGUAGAUAGAAUUAUAUACCUAAAUAAGUUUAUGUGAAUAAAAAUAAAUUAGAGCUA
Cataglyphis hispanica is the source of this 2238-nucleotide messenger RNA. RefSeq names its product membrane-associated progesterone receptor component 1-like (gene MSBP). The record is from RefSeq and is a predicted model, not a curated record. NCBI's taxonomy places the organism in Eukaryota, Metazoa, Arthropoda, Insecta, Hymenoptera, Formicidae. Gene Ontology annotation, cellular component: endomembrane system; membrane. Bases 492 to 1145 code for a protein of 217 amino acids. The transcript has 3 exons.